AUGUCCUCUGACAGGAAUAUUAGUGUUAUACCUUUAGCAAAAGCUGGAUUCGUUGAUGGAGGGAACUACGAGACGUAUCGUCCUGGUUAUACCGACGAUGUUGUAAAAGAAAUUAUUUUAAUGGCAACGGACUCAGUGGAUUUGUUGGAUGGAGAGUGUGAGUACGAUAUUUUAGAAUUAGGAGCGGGAACAGGCAAAUUUACAGAAUGUUUGCUGAAACACUGUCCUCAGGGAAUGAAAGUACUAGUAACAGAACCAUCCAAUGAUUUCAUUAAAACAUUGGAAGAAAAAAUCCCUGUUGUAGAGACAAGACAGUGCAGUGCCAACAAAAUACCACUUCCUGACAAUUCUGUUAAAGCCAUAAUUGCUGCUCAAUGCUUUCACUGGUUUGCAAAUGAAGAGAACAUUUCCGAAAUUGCCCGAGUAUUGAAACCAGGAGGAAAUUUUGUUUUAGUUUGGAACGUUUUAGAUGAGAGCUCACUUUUAAAUGCGGAUUUCCAAAAAUUUAUCUUAAAGUGGAUAAAGGACUCACCCCAGUAUUAUGACAUGAGAUGGAAACAAUUUCUCGACAAUUGUGACCAGCAAUGGAGCUCAAACUGCUCACCAUGUGAAGAGGUAUGGAUACUAAUCAUGAUCAUGUCAAGGGAAGAAAGAAGUUUCGAGGAAAGACACCCCUCAAACCUCAAAUAA
Messenger RNA from Saccostrea echinata, 690 nucleotides. RefSeq lists its product as uncharacterized. Lineage: Eukaryota; Metazoa; Mollusca; Bivalvia; Ostreida; Ostreidae. The record is from RefSeq and is a predicted model, not a curated record. Bases 1 to 690 code for a protein of 229 amino acids. The transcript is spliced from 7 exons. Gene Ontology annotation, molecular function: S-adenosylmethionine-dependent methyltransferase activity.